Camelus dromedarius (Arabian camel) is the source of this 6652-nucleotide messenger RNA. RefSeq names its product RNA binding motif protein 41 (gene RBM41). Gene Ontology annotation, cellular component: U12-type spliceosomal complex. Lineage: Eukaryota; Metazoa; Chordata; Mammalia; Artiodactyla; Camelidae. Gene Ontology annotation, molecular function: pre-mRNA intronic binding; U12 snRNA binding. The coding region runs from base 39 to 1352 and encodes 437 amino acids. The transcript has 8 exons. Gene Ontology annotation, biological process: mRNA splicing, via spliceosome. The record is from RefSeq and is a predicted model, not a curated record.
CCUAUUUACCCAAGUUAGAGCUAGGGGCCUGUGGAAACAUGAAGAGGGUAAAUAGCUGUGUGAAGAGUGAUGAGCAUGUCUUGGAGGAGCUGGAAACAGAAGGGGAGAGGCAGCUGAAAAGCCUCCUUCAGCACCAACUUGAUACCUCUGUCUCCAUUGAAGAAUGUGUAUCUAAGAAAGAGAGCUUUGCUCCUGGUACUAUGUACAAGCCCUUCGGGAAGGAAGCAGCUGGGACUAUGACUUUGUCCCAGUUCCAGACACUGCAUGAGAAGGACCAGGAGACUGCUUCUCUCAGGGAACUAGGGCUCAAUGAAACGGAAAUCUUGAUCUGGAAGAGUCAUGUUUCAGGUGAAAAGAGGACGAGAGUUAGGGCAACCCCUGAAGCAAUACAGAACCGUCUUCAAGAUAUUGAAGAAAGGAUCUCAGAGCGUCAGCGCAUCCUUUGCCUGCCACAGAGAUUUGCAAAGAGCAAACAGCUGACCCGGCGAGAAAUGGAAAUAGAAAAUUCCUUAUUUCAGGGAGCUGAUCGUCACUCCUUCCUUAAGGCUCUUUACUACCAAGCAUACCACAAAAAGACAAGUGCAGACAAGUACAUGACCUCAAUGAAGAGGAAGAUAAAAUUAGGCACAAAAGAUGAACCCCAAAAGAAGAACAAAGGUGAUCCCAUGAACAACCUGGAAAGUUUUUACCAAGAGAUGAUAAUGAAAAAACGUCUUGAAGAGUUCCAACUAAUGAGAGGUGAACCCUUUGCUUCCCACUCACUGGUCUCAGCUACGUCAGUGGGAGAUAGUGGCACAGCUGAGAACCCGUCAUUACUCCAGGACAAGGGAAAACAGGCAGCACAGGGUAAAGGUCCCAGUCUCCAUGUGGCAAAAGUUAUUGAUAAUUCACCUGAGCAGUGUUGGACUGGGCCUAAGAAGCUGACGCAGCCAAUAGAAUUUGUCCCAGAAGAUGAGAUCCAGAGAAAUCGUUUGUCAGAGGAAGAGAUCCGAAAAAUUCCUAUGUUUUCUUCAUAUAAUCCAGGGGAGCCAAACAAGGUGUUAUACCUGAAGAACCUUAGUCCUCGGGUGACUGAAAGAGAUCUUGUCUCAUUAUUCGCUCGGUUCCAGGAGAAAAAAGGACCUCCAAUUCAAUUCCGAAUGAUGACUGGACGAAUGAGGGGGCAAGCUUUUAUCACCUUUCCCAAUAAGGAAAUAGCAUGGCAAGCAUUGCGUCUGGUAAAUGGAUAUAAACUACGUGGGAAAAUAUUAGUGAUAGAAUUUGGAAAGAACAAAAAGCAACGGUCAGAUCUCCAUACUACUUCUAUAAUAUCAUCUACUACAGAUAGCACUACAGAAAUCAGUGGUAGCUAGAAUACAUAUAGAUUGUGAGUCCCAGGAGGUCUUUCUUGCAUCAGAAUCUUAGAUCUAAGAUUUGUGUAUAGAUAGCAAUUUGUUUGGAAUUGAACAAAAGAAACAGACCGAGGGAGAGGAAGUCUAAUUAAGGUCAUCCCUUUCAGCUUUUGGAAAGAAUUGGUAGAAAACAUUUUCUAUAAUCAAAGACCACAGGAUAGACUGUAUACUGAGUAUGAAGGGUAGGGUACAAAGAGUAUAAUUUUCUCAGGAUAAAUUACAAUGGAUUAUUUCCAAGGAUUUUUUUAAUCUUUGUAAUUUAUAUGAGGUCUUAAAUAUUUGUCCCUUGAGAUAACAUUCUUUCCAAGAUUGCCUCCUAUAUACAGAACUGAAAAAAAAAAAACUAAUUACAUUUUGAAAUAUUUAUUUUCUGGAGCCCAUUUGGCCCUAAUUUUAUUCACCUCAUAAAUAAAUGACCAGGACCCCAGGUCUAAACAUCAGUAAAUGCUGUUAAAUGAGAACUAUCAGCAGUAACAGUAGGUAGUUUUCAUAAGUCAGUCAACAUAUUUAAUGAGCACUUCCACAUUAAGUUGUCAGUGUCUUCAAAAAGCUAUAUAUUUUUUCUAAUGAAAUAAUUUAGAUCAAACUACUAAUGUUCUCAUAGUUAUUUAAGCUAGCUACCAUUGAGUAAUCAUUGAAUUCAAAGCAAUAAACAUUGAAUUAUUGUCUAAUAUGUUAAGGAUUAGAUAUAUGAAUUUUAGAAGAGGAACUUACUAGCAAAGAAUACUAAAAGAAAAAGAGCUCUCUAGAAGACAGGCAGCCAGCACCAAAUCCCCAGUUAUUUGUUUAUAGUUGCUGGAGACUAGAAAGAUGAUAUGAUAUAGAGGAAGUAGUACAAACUUUGACGUCAGACCUGUUGGAACUUCACAGCCAUACUUACCACUCUGUGACCUUGGCAAGUCACUUAAUCUGAGCCUCAGUUUUCUCAUCAAUGAAAAUGAGGAUAAUAAUACUACUUACCUCACUGGAUUGUGAUGAUUGUAUCCAGGUUGAAGGACAGAAAGGAAAAAAAUGAAAAUUUAUCAGGGUAUAGGAACAUUAAGCACUCCAAUGUACUUGUAAUAGGAAUACCAGAGAAAGAAAGGAGGAGAAGAAAUAAAUAUUCCAAUAAUAAUGGCUGUAAACAACCCAAAUUUGAUGAGAAACAUUAUCUACACAUCCAAGAAAUCUCAAUGAACCCUAAAUAGGAUAAACAGGAAGAAAUCCACAGACAUACCAUAAUAAGAAUGCUAAAAUCCAAAGACAAAGAGAAACUCUUGAAAGCAAUAUGAGGAAAAUGAAGCAUCACUUACAAGGGAACUUCAAUAAGAUUAACAGAUGAUGUCUCAUCAGAAACAAUGGAUGUGGCAGUGGGAUAACAUAUUCAAAGUGCUCAAAGAAAAAAAACACUAUCAAUAUAGAAUCCUAUAUUCAAUAAAGCUGUUUUUCAAAAAUGAAGAUGAAAUAAAGACAUUCCCACAUAAUCAAAAGCUGGGAAAAUCUGUUGCUGGCAGAUCUGACUUACAGGAAAUAUUAAAGGAAGUUCUGCAGGUGGAAAGCAAGUGACCUCAGACAGUAAUUUACAUCUACACACUCAAAAAAUAGCACGGGUAAAGGUAAUUAUAUAAUUAUAAAGGACAGUCUAAAUACAUUUUUCCCUUCUUAAUUGGUUGAAAAUGUAAUUUUAUAAAACAAUAUGUAUAUAGUUGCAUUGCUGGAUCUAUAACAUACAAAACUGUAAUAUAUUUACUAAUAACAGGACAAAGGAAGUUGGUGAAAACAAAGCUGUAUUGUACUAAAGAAAUUACUCCAGAUGGUAACUCAAAUCCAGGAGCAAAUGAAGAAAACAAGAAAUGGGGAAUAAGUUUAAUAUAAAACAUCUAUAAAUAUAUACUUACUCUUCUCUCAGCUACCUUAAAAGGCAAAAUUAUAUUAAUAAUUAUAACUAUGUAUUGUUGGGUUUAUAACAUGUAGAAAUAAUAAUAAUAGUAACAAUAAUACCACAUAAAAACUGGGAAAAGGAAUGUUUAUAUAGGAAUAUGUUUUUUUAUAUCUCAUUAGAAUUUAGUGUGUGUACGUAUGUGUGUGUGUGUGUAUAUAUAUAUAUCUGAAGCCAAUUAAGUUGUGUAUAGUAAGCCCUAGAGCAACCACUAAGUAAAUAGCUAAAAAAUGUAUAGUGAAUAUAUUAUUUAAGAAAUGUAAAUGUUACAUUAAAAAUACUCAAUGCAAAAGAAGGCAAAAAAAAAAAAGGAAUGGAGAAACCAAAAUAAAACAAAAGCUUGAGACAUAAAGAAUAGGAAAGAAACAGUAAAAUAGCAGUUGUAAGACCACCUAAUUAAUAAUAAUAAUAAUAAGUAUGAAUGAAUUAAACAAUCCAAUCAAAAGGCAGAAAUCAAACUGGGAAAAAAACAAGACUUACUUCUGUACUUAUUUAUCAGAGUCACACUUUCGAUUCAAACAUACAGACUGAAGGUUAAAGGGUAAAAACAAAUACCAGGCAAACAGCAACUGUAAGAAAACUAGAGCAGCUAUACUAAUAUCAGACAAAAUAGACCUUAAAACAAAAAAGUCAGUAUGGAUAAACAGUGACAUCUUAUACUGAUACAAGAAUCAAUCUACCAAAUGAUAUAACAAUUAUAAAUAUAUGCACCUAACAACAGAGCACCAAAAUACAUGAAUCAAAAACAGAAAUGAAUGGAGAAAUAUAAAAGUAUACAAUAAGAGUUGGGGGAUUAAGUGCCCUAUUUUUAAUAAUAGAACUAGACAGAAGAUGAACAAGUAAAUAGGAGACUUGAACAAUGCUAUAAGUCAACUACACCUUAAGGAGAUUUGUAGAACACUUGACUCAACAAGAGCAGAAUACACAUUCUUCUCAAGUGCAAUUGAAACAUGUCCAAGAUAGGCCAUAUCACAUACCAUAAAACAAACCAAUACAUUUAAGUGGACUGAAAUCAUGCAGAGCGUGUUCUCUGACCACAUGAAAUGAAGUUAGAAAUCAAUAUCAGAAAGUUGGGAAACACAAAUAUGAGUUAGACACACUUUUAAAUGACCAAUGAGUCAAAGAAGGAAUUGCAAAGUUAAUUUAUGAUGAGUGAAAAUGAAGACACAGCAUACCAAAAUUUAUCGGCUGCACCUAAAGCAAUGUUUAGACAGAAAAUUACAAGUACAAAUGCCUAUAAUUAAAAAGAAGAAAGAUAAUGUAAAAGUAAUCUCACUUUAUACCUUAAGGCACUGGAAAAAGAGGAGGAAACUAACUAGAACAAACCAAAGGGAGGAAAUAUAAAAGAUUAGUUAAAUAAAUGACAGAGAAUAGAAAAUCAAUAGAGAAAGUUGAUGAAACCAAAAGUUGAUUCUAUAUAGAGAUCAACAAAAGUGACAAACCUUUCACUAGAUUGACCAGGAAAAAAAAGAAGACUCAAAUUACCAGAAUAAAAAAUGAAGGGAACAUUACUACCAAACUUACAGAAAUAGAAAUCAUGAAGGAAUACUGUGAACAAUUGUGUGAUGACAAUAAAUUAGGUAACUUAGAUGAAAGGGAUAAAUUCCUGGAAAUAUACAAACUACUAAAACCAAUGGAGGAGUGCAAAGAAAGUACUUAUAGUAAGAGUUUCCUUAAUAAUUUUUAAAUACCCAUAAAGAAAAGCACAGACUCAAAUGGCUUCUCAGAUUAACCCUAGCAAAUAUUAAAGAAGAAUUAGUACAAAUUCUUCACAAACUCUUCCAAAAAGUAGAAGAGGGAACACUUCUGAUAAUAAUGCUACAACAUUGAAAACAUACUAAAUGAAAGAAGUCACUCCAAAAGACUAUAUAUUAUAUGAUUCCAUUUAUAUGAAGUGUCCAGACUUGGCAAAUAUAUAGAGACAGAAAGUGGAUUAGUGGUUGCUUAAGGCUGGGGGUAAUAGCUUCAGUGUAUGGGGUUUCUUUAGAGCUUGAUGAAAAUGUUCUAAAAUUGAUUGUGAUGAUGAUUGUACAAAUCUGUGAAUAUACUGCAAACCAUGAAUUAUAUACUUCAAUUGGGUGAAUUUUAUGGUAUCUGAGUUACAUUUUAAUAAAGUCACACACACACAAACACUGGAUACAACAUAAGUGUCCAUCAGUAUGAGAAUGGAUAAAUUAUGGCACAUCCAUUUAGUGGAAUAUCUACAGCCAUUAAAAUAAUGAGGUAUAUCUAUGAAUACAUUCUAACCUGUAUGAUGUCCAGGAUUUUGUAUUAAGUUAAAAAGUAAGAAAUAUGUAUAACGUGAAUAUGUUUUUAUAAACAAAAGCAUUUGUAUAUGUAUCAUAUAUGUAUAUAUAGAUUUCUGAAAAAACUUAGGAAAAAGCUGGGAAAUAUACAUACCAAAUUGUAAACCUCUUAGAGGUGGGAUUGGAUAGGCUGAAAGGGGACUUUUGCUUUAUAAGAAUUUUAAAAGUGUGAUUUGGGCUGAUUUUUACUUUUUUCAGUAUUUUUUAACUAAAGAAAUUUUUAAUACUCUGCCAAUGAUUUGGCUUCCAGAAUAUUUGUCAGGUCUGAUCUGAGGAUAUCAUCUAACUAUACUCAGGACAAACAUCUAUUCCUUUGAUAUACUGCUCACUUAUGAUUAACUCCAAUUUUAACUAUAGUUUAAAGGACAAGAAGUAAGUUAUCCUGGUAUAACUACUUGCAUGUUACCCGGGAGCAUAUACUUGUAAGCUGGACUUUUCAGAAGGAACUUUUUCCUGUUGGGUGUAAAAUCUCACCUCUGCCCUUUACUAGACCAUUAACAGUAGAGGAAAAUAAAAAUGGAGGAUGUCCCUCAACUGGUGCAUAGAUAAACUGUGGUAUAUCCAUACAAUGGAAUCCUAUUCAGCAAUAAAAACUAUGAUGAACUAUGAUACAUGCAGCAACUUGGAUGAAUCUCAAAUGCAUUUUGCUAAGUAAAAGAAGCCAAACUCAAAAGGCUACUUACUGUUAGAGUCCAUUUAUGAUAUUCUGGGAGAAAAAGUAAAACUGUAGAAACAGAACAAAUCAGUGGAUGAUGGGUUAAAAAUGGGAGCUAUUACAAAAUGGUAGCACAAGGAUUUUGUGUUAAUAAUGGUAAUUUUCUGUAUCUUGAUUAUAAUUACACAAGUGUAUGCAUUUGUCAAAACUCCUAGAAUUGUACACCAAAAAGGAUGAAUUUUACUGUAUGAACAUUUUAAAAUAAAUGUAAUUUUUAAUGGAGGAAAGAAAAAGUUUCUCAGUCAUGUCCAUAUUCUGUGAUCUUUUGAUUACUAUUGGAGAGUUAAAGCCAUGUGGAUACUGUUUCUUAUUUUCUGCCCAC